This is a messenger RNA of Chaetura pelagica (chimney swift), 1520 nucleotides long. RefSeq names its product solute carrier family 35, member F2 (gene SLC35F2). Gene Ontology annotation, biological process: transmembrane transport. The coding region runs from base 1 to 1422 and encodes 473 amino acids. Gene Ontology annotation, cellular component: membrane. The record is from RefSeq and is a predicted model, not a curated record. Gene Ontology annotation, molecular function: transmembrane transporter activity. Lineage: Eukaryota; Metazoa; Chordata; Aves; Apodiformes; Apodidae. The transcript is spliced from 9 exons.
AUGCCCUGGAGGGGGAAGUGGCCCUGUAGGAACCCACACCGGGACACCGGGACGGACACCGGGACGGACACCGGGACGGACACCGGGACGGACACCGGGACGGACACAGGGACAGACGCCGGGACAGACGCCGGGACGCCGGGACGCCAGGCCGGGGCUGCUGCCGGGAGGCCCCGCGGGCUGCCCGAGCUGGAGCGCAGGAACAUGAACGUGGCACCGGCGCUUCUGGAGCCGCCCUUGGCUGCUCCGCUGCUCUCCUAUUUGGUCUCUAAUAUGUAUUGCAUCAGACAUCCUUGGGUGACAAACAAGAGGUGCUGGCUCUCCUGCCAGCCUCAUGUUCACAGCCUGGAGUUGCGUGAUGCCCGUGCAGACAGGUAUAUUUUGAAAACCAUAAUUCUGGGCCAGAUGCUCUCCUUGUUUAUUUGUGGGACUGCUGUUACAAGCCAGUAUCUAGCAGAAAAAUACCAAGUCAAUACUCCAAUGUUUCAAAGUUUUAUCAACUAUUCUUUGCUUCUUCUAGUUUAUACAACAAUGCUGGCAUUUAGGACUGGCAGUGACAGUCUUUGGCACAUUUUGAAACAGAGGUGGUGGAAGUACAUUUUUUUGGGACUGGCUGAUGUCGAAGCCAAUUACAUGAUUGUAAAAGCCUACCAAUAUACAACCCUCACAAGUGUGCAGCUGCUGGACUGUUUCGGGAUUCCUGUGCUGAUGGCUUUGUCGUGGUUCAUUCUCCGAGCAAGAUACAGGCUGAUCCAUUUUCUUGCUGUUGCCGUCUGUUUGCUGGGUGUAGGAACAAUGGUGGGUGCAGACAUUUUGGCAGGGAGGCAGGAGAGUGAAGGUAGUGACGUGGUGAUUGGAGAUGUCUUAGUGCUUCUUGGUGCUUCUUUGUAUGCCAUUUCUAAUGUGAGUGAGGAAUACAUUGUGAAAAAUCUGAGCAGAGUGGAGUUUCUAGGAAUGGUGGGCUUGUUUGGGACUGUUAUCAGCGGUCUACAGCUAGCCAUUGUGGAACAUAGGGAGAUAAUGAGAAUUCAAUGGAACUGGAAAAUUGCAUUACUGUUCACAGUCUUUGCCCUGUGUAUGUUUGGGCUGUACAGCUUCAUGCCAGUCGUCAUUAAAGUUACCAGCGCAACCUCGGUCAACCUGGGUAUUCUGACUGCAGAUCUCUACAGUCUGUUCUUUGGGCUUUUCCUCUUUUUCUAUAAGUUUUCAGCUCUUUAUAUCCUGUCCUUUGUUAUCAUCAUGGUGGGCUUCACCUUGUAUUGCUCCACCCCAACUGGGACGGCAGAACCCAGUGCAUUGCCACAGCCCAGCAGCACCGGCUUGGACAACGCUGCACUGAAGCUCGAGGAGAACGACAGUGACACUCCAGCCAUAACUGUACAGUUCACAAGAGGAGAAACAGUGAUGGUCAGCACUGAUUAAAGAGAUGGCAGCAUUUCAAAUAGAGCUUUGUUUUUUUUUGCUGCCAAAUUUCUCUCAAAUAUUAAUCUGGAGAAUUGUUCUACUGCCAAGGCAUGUGU